Molecule: messenger RNA, 891 nt
Organism: Miscanthus lutarioriparius
Lineage: Eukaryota; Viridiplantae; Streptophyta; Magnoliopsida; Poales; Poaceae
Source: the annotation of a GenBank genome assembly
AUGGGCAACUCUUCAUCUCGCGGGCGAUCAAAGCCGAGGCAGGGCCAGCAGACGACCAUGAAGUGGAGCGUCGAUGGAUUCUCCUUACUCCUUGACAAGGGUGAAGGAUGGACCUGCUCCAGAGUGUUUGAGAUUAUGGGCCACAACUGGUACCUGAAACUGAAUCCAAGGGACAAGAAGAGCGGUGACGACAAGGAGUACGCUUCUCUAAUGCUUCAGCUGGCGAGCAGCUCAGUGAAGCCCGAUACUGUCGUGGAGGCCUCUUUCAAGUUGCUGAUAUAUGACCAAUCGUACGGAAAGCACAGAGAGUAUCAAGUUAGGCACAGUUUUCAGACUGCAAGCACAAGCUCCGGAGCCUCAUGCAUGAUUUCCCUUGAAAAACUGAAAGAACGGCCCUCCAAGUUUAUUGUCAAUAGCAGCUGCACCUUUGGUGUCGAGUUCAUCAAAGUCACCACUUCCAAAGUGAGCACGACGUCAGAAACUCUAUUUGUUCAGAAGCCGAGCAUCUUCAACGAGGCCAAGACUUACACCUGGGGCAUCGAGGACUUCUUUGCACUGAAGAACUCCGGCUACUCGCCGGAGAGUAUCGGUAUCUGUAAGUCUUGCGAUGGGAACCACCUCACCUUGAGCCUGCGCAUGAAAAAAACAAAUGAUCUCCCUAAUGACUCUGCGAACCUGGUAGAAUUGAGCUUAUCGAUCAAACACCAGGAAGGCGACAAUCACCGGAAAGGAACAGCCCGGAGCCAGUUUACAAACAAGGCUAGUUGCUGGGUAUGGAAAAAGUUCAUCUCGCUGGAGGAUUUCAAGGACUCCUCAAAUGGCUAUCUCGUGAAGAACAAGUGCUGCAUCGAAGCUGAGGUUGCAAUCGUUGGUUCAUCAAAGAUGGAGUAG